This is a messenger RNA of Caenorhabditis bovis, 684 nucleotides long. The record is from the annotation of a GenBank genome assembly. Lineage: Eukaryota; Metazoa; Nematoda; Chromadorea; Rhabditida; Rhabditidae.
AUGGCGACGUGGAAGUAUGGGCUUCAAACUCUCACGCGACAACAUCGUCAAGAAGCUCUCGAGUUUUUGAUGAACAAUUUCCGGAAAGAUGAGCCAUUGUCGAGGGCCGCUUCAAUAACCUGCUCGGAAAUCGAAACAUGCUUCAAUAGUGUGCUUGAUCGAUGCCUGCUUCAUCCAUUGUCUGUCGUAGCUCGCUGCAAGGAAACCAACAAAUUAGUCGGAUGUAUGCUGAAUUCGGUGUGGCGAAAGGAGGACGCGUUGAAAGAGGCGCAAAAGAAGGCGGCCGAGGAAGAUUUCAAGUUUUCGUCGGAACGACUGCCGGUUCGAACGCUUGGCGAAAUUCUCAAUGAGCUGCACGACUCGUUCUGGAGCCUCAAGCCGGAGCAUGAUGUCGUGCUCCAUUUUGAAAUCGCCUCGGUGAACCAGAAUUUUCGACGACAGGGAAUGGCGUCGCAAUUUUUGAAGUGGACGGAGGAUAUUGAUCGCUUAAAAAGUGUAAAUGCUAGUGGAAUUCUCGCGGAAGCCACCUCUCUCGCUAAUCAAACUCUUCUUUCUCGAAAAGGAUAUGAGACACUUGCUACAACAAUGCUGAAUAUGAAAUGCGAUACGAAUGGCGAGCAAAUUUUGAAAUGCGAUGAUGGAACUGAUCGCGUGUUGCUAAUGUUCAAGGAAUUCAAAUAUUAA